AUGCCGGAGUCUCGUUCGUUAUCGGAAUUAACCAGACAAAUCGCUCCACCAACUAAGAACGGCCAUGCACCACCACCCACAGAAUCGAGAAAGAGCUAUCAAUCUGUCAAUCCUUUCCGUGUCCGGGCCGGACUUUGGUUUCCCGGACGCUGCCCGGCGGGUCAUGGGAAUAACGCCGCCGGAUCGCUAGUCGGCAUCGUUUAUGGUCGGAACUACGACGCUGGUGCAUCCAGGUUGCCCCAGUGCCGCUGGUCGUACAGCGGGCUACGUCUGGGUCGCCCCAGUGCCGCUGCGAAAAUCAGCGGGCUGCGUCCGGGGGAGAGCCUUAAGCAACGCAGCUUCGCCGCUGCCCUACACAUCCGAGAACUUAUAAGGGCGACGGAGAGACAGGGUUUGAGAAAUCACACGACCUUCUGCGGGCACCGCUGCUUAGCCGGGGGUCAGGAGGCGCGCUCUGGGCUCCGAGCGGAGCACGCACCACCCCCUGCCCGCCUGCAGUGGGCCGACAGUGUAGAGCCGCUGGGGGAGACGGGGCGUCUCGGUCUCGCUACCGACAGGACGGCCGCGGGCUGGGACGGAGAGAGCGGGGGCAGACAGCCCCCGCGGAACGCCCGUGCCCGGGCCUGGAGGCGAGCUCGCGAGGCUGGAGGAACCGUCCGUCGAAGCGCCGACACGGAGUGCCGGGGCCGACGGGGGCCCUCCAUGGCAAGCCACGAGUGCUGUUCGGUCAGGUGUACAUUCGUGUUGUGCAUGGACAGGUCAAACCUGGAGCUCAGACCUCCUCCGGGGUACUGGAACAGCUGUGAAGCCGCUCACAGCGCACCGAAUUCGGCCCGAGCCCGGUCCGCCUUUGACUGUGCUUCCUCGCUUCCACGGAGCUCAGAACCGACCCAGAGAGGCGCCAGGCCCAUCAGAAGGACCGAGGACACUCACCGGAGCGGCCAGAGCCCACAGCGUUACUGCCUUGGAGAUCCAGAGAACCAGAGAGAAAAUCUGGAAAAACGGCUUAAAAUGCUGGAAAAAGCCGAAAAAGGGGUCUGAAUCGGCCUUAUCUGAGCUCCAAAAGACCCCUAAAACCUCUCUGGAUCAAAACACUUUGUCAUUUUUCGCUCAAAGUCCUCUUUUUUUACUCUCUCCUAUAAUCCCGCCGGUGGGAUUUUUCUCCGUAAGGUCUCGAAAUCCCGUCUAUUGCCGAAGCCUUGGUGAAGCCCCGAUUUUAGCGGGGAUGGGCAAUGGUUUGGAGGUCCGCCAAACUUUCGACGGUUAUCACGGCUUCUGUGAACCGUUUAGAGACGACUCCGCCGCACAGGGCCCUUCUCUGGACCGCGGGCUGUCGGCCCAUGGUUGAUUUUGGCCGAAAAUAUGCAUUUUUGACCGUUUUGACCAAUUAUGGUUUUCGACUUAUAAUUCCGCCUACGGACGUCCCAGAGGCCAACCGACCACACCAGAGGAUUCUCCGGACUCUGGCCUUUCCGGCAAUAUGCGGCUUGCCCCGGGGAAAUGCGUUUUUAAAAAAAUUUAUGGAGGUCGAAAAUCACCGGGGCCUCCGGAGCCCCGAGGCCGACGACAGUGAGGUGCUGCGGAUACGGCC
Xiphophorus maculatus (southern platyfish) is the source of this 1591-nucleotide messenger RNA. RefSeq lists its product as uncharacterized. Lineage: Eukaryota; Metazoa; Chordata; Actinopteri; Cyprinodontiformes; Poeciliidae. The transcript has 4 exons. The coding region runs from base 1 to 1041 and encodes 346 amino acids. The record is from RefSeq and is a predicted model, not a curated record.